Molecule: messenger RNA, 3032 nt
Organism: Pseudophryne corroboree (corroboree frog)
Lineage: Eukaryota; Metazoa; Chordata; Amphibia; Anura; Myobatrachidae
Gene: MANBA
Product: mannosidase beta
Exons: 17
Coding region: 186-2909 (907 amino acids)
Biological process (GO): carbohydrate metabolic process; glycoprotein catabolic process
Molecular function (GO): beta-mannosidase activity
Source: RefSeq, a predicted model, not a curated record
CUGAGCAAACACCGCCCCAUACGCUCACACCUCCUGACGAGACCCAGAGGAGGAGGAAGGGCUGUAAGUAAGGGUUAGAGUCAGACAAACAUAUCGCUAGUGACGCCGACAAGUCACGUUACUAAUCGCAAUCUAGUUACUAGUACAAUGUGACGCUGACGUGAGAUCGCUCCGGAUUCCAUGUGAUGCCCACUCAGGGAGCAAGACCCGCCGCUCCUGUCAUCACCAUGCCCUCAGGAUGCCGGGGUUCGGUGCUGCGCUGGUGGUGUAUGGCUCUGGGCUGGCUGCACCUGAUCUCUGGGUACCCACAGCCGGCCGGUGAUUCCACUGCACACGUGUUUAGUUUGAACGGAGUAUGGAGGGUUCGUAACGCUGACAGCUCCGUGCAGCUGUAUGGUGAUGUACCUGGCUGUGUGCACACUGCGCUAUCCUCAUGGGGAACCAUAAAGGAUCCUUACAUUGGAUUUAAUGAUGUCAAAUAUAAAUGGAUCAUACAAGAUGACUGGAUAUACAGCAAGUCUUUCACACUUCCUCCCAAUAUAAGGCAAUGGCAGAAAGUUACCUUGGUUUGUGAAGGGAUUGAUACAGUUUCCACAAUCCUUCUCAAUAGAAUUCCCAUUAUGAAAACUGAGAACAUGUUCAAUAGAUAUACUAUUGACAUCACCAAAAUCGUUGCAGAGGAGAAUUCCUUAGAGAUCAAGUUCCAGUCUGCUGUCAAGUGGUCAGAAGAAAAAAGCACAAACCACUCUUAUGUUGUUCCUCCAGAGUGCCCCCCAAAAGUACAGAAGGGGGAAUGUCAUGUCAACUUCAUCCGAAAGGCUCAGUGCUCUUUUAGCUGGGAUUGGGGCCCUUCGUUCCCUACACAGGGCAUCUGGAAAGAUAUUAGGAUUGAGGCAUAUAAUGUUGUUCACAUGGACUAUGUUUCAUACGUUCCAGUGUUCGAUAAUUCCACUUCCCAAUGGAUGAUUGUCAUUGAGCCAGUGUUUGAUGUCCUCACUGCAAACCCUCUUUCAGGACAUGUUUUCGUUUUGAUACCAGAUCUUCAGGUUGACCAGUCACAUGAUCUAGUUAUACAUCCUGGACAGCACUUAUAUAAGAUCAUUAUAAAAAUCAAUGCGAGUGUACCUGUAGGUUUGUGGUGGCCAAAUGGUUAUGGACAGCAAACCAGCUACAAUAUGUCUAUUACGUUUGACUUUGAGGGGGAAUAUAUCAUUAAAGAAGCAGCUAAGAUUUAUUUUCGUACAGUGGAGCUCAUUGAGGAGCCAAUCACUGGCUCUGCUGGUCUCUCCUUCUACAUGAAGAUUAAUGGUAUCCCCAUUUUCCUGAAAGGAUCCAACUGGAUACCAGCUGACGCUUUCCAAGAUAAAGUGAGCUCUGACAAGCUCCGUGUUCUGCUACAGUCUGUUAUUGAUGCCAAUAUGAAUACUCUGCGUGUCUGGGGUGGAGGAAUCUAUGAGAGCGAGGAGUUCUACAAUAUGUGUGAUGACUUGGGAAUAAUGGUCUGGCAUGACUUUAUGUUUGCAUGCUCUCUUUAUCCUGUUGAUGAUUGGUUCUUGGGCACAGUCAGAGAAGAAGUCACUCACCAGAUUCGAAGACUUAAAUCUCACCCUUGUAUCAUUGUCUGGAGUGGCAACAAUGAGAAUGAGGCUGCAAUUGCCAGCGAUUGGUUUUCAAUACCCACCUACAUGAAAGAAGUUUAUGUACAAGACUAUUUGACCCUUUACAUAAAAACCAUUAGAGUGCUUGCUCUUGAGAUGGAUGCGACUCGUCCUUUCAUUGCAUCAAGUCCAACCAAUGGGAAAGAGACGGUUAAAGAAAACUGGCUGUCCAAAGAUCCAUAUGACAAUCAUUAUGGAGAUACCCACUACUACAACUACAUGACAGACUGCUGGGACUGGACAUCCUACCCCAAACCUCGCUUUGCUUCUGAAUAUGGUUUCCAAUCCUGGCCAUCAUUUAGUACAUUACAAAAGAUUUCGUCUCCAGAGGACUGGUCCUACACUAGUAACUUUACAGCCCAUCGACAGCACCAUGCUUCAGGGAAUGAGCAGAUGACUUCCCAGGCUGGUCUCCACUAUAACAUGCCUAAGAACACUGAUCCUAUUACAGAGUUUCAAGAUACCUUGUACCUAACUCAGGUAAUGCAGGCUCAGUGUGUAAAACUGCAGACAGAGUUUUACAGACGCAGUCAGAGUGAGAUUGUGAAUGGACUUGGCUACACGAUGGGGGCACUCUACUGGCAGCUGAAUGAUAUCUGGCAAGCACCUUCUUGGUCAUCUAUAGAGUAUGGAGGCAAAUGGAAAAUGCUUCAUUACUAUGCAAAAGACUUCUUUGCUCCUGUUGCAACAAGUGCAUUUGAAGACCAAGAAGUUUUACACAUUUAUGGAGUGUCUGAUCUGUUGAAGGAUUACUCUUUCAAGCUUACCAUUAAAGUCUACAAAUGGGACUCGCUGAUACCAGUCUGUGAAAGAGUUACACAAGAGUUUGUUAUAAAGGCAAGGAGUUCUGACCUAGUGUACAAGGAAUCUGUUGCAGAACUACUAAUGAGGUGUGGCAAUACUACCAGGCUACACAGUGUGGUGGUCUUCAGCCUGUUACACAAUGGACAAGCCUAUGGUGCCAAAAACUGGCAUUUUCUAAGCUCACCGAAACAAGCUCAAGGACUGCUGAAACCCAAUAUCACGGUGUCUAUCUCUAAGAACAAUGCAGCAUAUGUAUUCACACUGAUGAGUUCCAGUCCAGCUGCUUUUGUGUGGUUGGAUGUCUGGUACAUAGCUGGAAGGUUCAGUGAUAAUGGUUUUCUACUGACUGAGGAGAAGACAGCAGUUUAUUUUUAUGCCUGGGAACCAGUCACCAUUGAUGAACUUAAGAAAUCACUCCGUGUAACUACCCUACGAGACAUCUAUUAGCAAUAAUGGCCACUUGGAGCACAGAAUUGGAAACAGCACGGCUGGAGCUGGAAGAUACAGUGUAACACUAAUCCGUGUAUUCGCUGGCAUUUAUGUAUUUUUGAAUAAACUGUUAAAUCUUGA